Vanessa tameamea is the source of this 1230-nucleotide messenger RNA. RefSeq lists its product as uncharacterized. NCBI's taxonomy places the organism in Eukaryota, Metazoa, Arthropoda, Insecta, Lepidoptera, Nymphalidae. The record is from RefSeq and is a predicted model, not a curated record. Gene Ontology annotation, biological process: DNA integration. Gene Ontology annotation, molecular function: nucleic acid binding. Bases 1 to 1230 code for a protein of 409 amino acids. The transcript has 2 exons.
AUGUAUGGUUACGUCUUGCACGGCUGGCCGCCGGCCGUGGGUAAGGAGUACAAUGCGUAUUUUAGGCGUAAAGAAAAUAUCUGUUUCGACCAAGGCUGUCUAUUGUGGGGCUAUAUAAUAAUAAUACCAAGGACGUUGCAAAACGCUAUUCUAAAAGAGAUUCACGAUGGACAUCCGGGCAUUGUUAAAAUGAAGCAAAUAGCUCGUAACUACGUUUGGUGGGCGACUAUAGACGCGGAUAUCGAAAGGGCGGUGCGUGAUUGCGGCGCGUGUCUCGCGGUACGGCCCGAACCGCCACCGGCUCCGCUCCACUCGUGGCCGUGGCCGGUUGAGCCGUGGUCCCGUCUUCAUGUCGACUAUUUGGGGCCCUUCAAUAAUAAAUAUUACCUGGUCAGCAGCACGUCGGCGGCAAACCUCAUUUCUAUUCUUAGGAAAAUAUUUGCCCGUUUUGGAUUACCAAAAAGAAUAAUUAGUGAUAACGGUCCUCUUUUCACGUCAGCGGAGGUCGCGACGUAUUUCCAAGGUAAUGGAAUAGGGCAUACGCUUACGGCUCCGUACCAUCCCGCUAGCAACGGAGCGGCUGAAAAUGCAGUGCGCUCGGUAAAAAGGGCUUUAAAAAAGGCUUCUUUAGGAAACGAGGACGAGGAUACUGCUUUAAAUAGAUUUUUAUUCUCGUACCGGAACACCGAACACAGUACGACCGGGCGGGACCCGUCGGUGGCGUUGCUUGGCAGACGGCUGCGAGGGCGCCUCAGUCUGCUACGGCGCGAUACUGAUGAGCGCAUCCGCGACCGGAUAAUAGCUAGCGAGCUGCGUCGAGACGCACCGUUGAGAGUUGUGGCUCCCGGAGACUCAGUGUUGAUUCGAGACUACUCUAGGCGCAAUCGGAAGUGGGCGGAAGGAGUGGUUCUAGAUCGUUCGAGUCCGGUGUCAUACUCCGUCAAAACGAGUGACGGUCAAAUACACAAACGACACGUGGAUCAGAUAAUGUGCGAUAAAAAUCGUAAAUCACGCUUCUCCCUCACAAAAAUCGAGGCCUGCGAUAGGCCUAGACUGAGUGUAAAAGCAGAAGAUGGUAGUGAGGCUAGAGAGCCGAGGGAGAUGGAUGAGUUGGCCAAUCGUUCUUCUCCAGAAAAGAGCCCGAGCUCAUCUACGGACCAAACGUCUCCGGUUGCGCCGGUAGAUCAUGUCCGGCGGCAGGCUGCUGAACAAUGCUUGCAAAAAAAAUAG